Molecule: messenger RNA, 2317 nt
Organism: Coregonus clupeaformis (lake whitefish)
Lineage: Eukaryota; Metazoa; Chordata; Actinopteri; Salmoniformes; Salmonidae
Gene: ankrd34bb
Product: ankyrin repeat domain 34Bb
Exons: 5
Coding region: 1-1800 (599 amino acids)
Molecular function (GO): protein binding
Source: RefSeq, a predicted model, not a curated record
AUGGAAGACGCAACGGUGGUGCGUACGGAUGGGAACUCUCUGCUCAAGGCUGUGUUCCUGAGCCGACUGCGCCUGACUCGCCUGCUGCUGGAGGGAGGGGCUUACAUCAACGAGAGCAACGAACGCGGCGAGACGCCGCUGAUGGUGGCGUGCAGGACACGCCACACGGACGCACAGAGCGUGCCCAAACACAAGAUGGUUCGGUACCUGCUGGAGAGCGGAGCUGACCCAAAUAUCCAGGACAAGACCGGUAAGACGGCCCUGAUGCAUGCAUGUUUGGAGCAGGCGGGGUCAGAGGUCCUCUCUCUACUGCUGGGGAGUGGAGCUGACCCCAGCCUGGACGACCACUCGGGCUUCUCAGCGCUGGUCUAUGCUGUCAACGCAGGGGAGAACGAGGCCCUGAGAGUCCUACUGGACGCCUGCAAGGCCAAGGGCAAGGAGGUCAUCAUCAUCACCACGGACAAGCUGCCGUCGGGACGCCAGAUGACCAAGCAGUACCUGAACGUACCCCCGCCUCCCGACCUGGAGGAGCGCCUGCACUGCACCCCUGGCUCUGCUGCCUGCUGCAUGUCCCCCUCAGAGAUCCAGCUCCGCACCCCUCCGCAGGGCACCUCAGCCACUGCCUCACCCCAGCCAGGGAGCCCCCUCCUGGGCCUCAGGGAGCACCACCACCAUGGUGGUGGAACCACCAUCUCUGGUUCUGCUGGUUCUGGUUCUUCAGGUGCUGGUUCUUCUCAGCCGGGCUCCCCGACCAGGGACCCUAACCCGUUUCGAGGCCCCGGUGUUGGGGUGGUGAAGCUGCUCCAUCCCCAGCGGCUCCACUCUGAGCCCUGGCUGCAGCAGAACAAGGCCUCCAGCCUGACCGAGGAGCUGCUGGACAUCACCCCAGAGGAGGAGCUCUCCUUCCGGGUCAACGGCCAGGCCUUCUCUGGGUCCGGAAGGGUGGGGCCCGGGGCACAUCCGAUCGUCGCCCGCCCCCAGAGCAUCGAACCCAAGGAUGCCACGGGGCUGCUGGAGCAGGUGGCUGGGAGCGAGGGAGGUGGCGGAGGAGGAAGAGGAGGCCUGAGUAGGAAGAUGUCUUACGACAGCGCUGCAGCUUAUUCCCACCCAAACCUCCUGCACCGGGGGGAAGGAGGAAGCUAUGGAGGCUGCCCCAACUGCCCCUGUGGCGCCCAUGAGCCUGUCCUCCCUGUACACAAAAUCUCUCCAGACUGUUACCUCCCCAACCUGGCUGUGUCCAGCCUGAGGAACGUAGUCCGCCGCCGCAACAUCGGCAUGGACCACUACAGCUCCGACUCCCAGCUGCCCCAGUUCGGCAGCCACAGCAGCCACCCAGAGAGUGGAGACUCCUCCAGGGGCGUUGUAGGGGGAACUGAGAAGCGUAAGCUGGUCGCUAGUAGAUCCUCCACACUGUCGGGCUCCCGGGAAUCCCUGGAGAGUGCUGCCCAGAGAAGGGGCCCUGCAAACCUGGAGAGGAGAGGCUCAGGGGCCCUGCUCUUGGAUCACAUCUCCCACACCCGCCCGGGGUACCUGCCCCCUCUCAACCCCCACGCACCCAUACCCGACAUCGGAGUCAGCCUCACCUCAACCUGCCCCAGCCUGAGUGGAAGCACCAAGGCACUGAAUCUGAAUGGGGGUGUUGCAGGGCCGGGAUCAAAGCCUCUUGUCCCCUGUGCUCCUGCCUUCCCCAGAGAUCUGAAGUCAAAGCAGACACUGCUGAGGAGACACUCCAUGCAGACAGAGCAGAUUAAACAGUUGGUCAACCUCCAGGAGACACUCCAUGCAGACAGAGCAGAUUAAACAGCUGGUCAACCUCCAGGAGCUCUUCGGCCACUAAGAUGAAAGAUGCUAGACUGGUCCCAGAUCUGUUUGUGCUGUCUUGUCAAUGUUACGCCUUGGCAAAACAGCACAAACAGUUCUGGGACCAGGAUAAAAGGUUGCAUUUUCUUUGUCUCUGGCUACUGUGUGCUUGGCUGACUGUGAUCGCUUUCUAUUGGCUGACUGUGAUCGCUUUCUAUUGGCUGACUCUGAUCGCUUUCUAUGUCAAGCAUUGUUGCUGCUCUGUGACCAUGACAUCGUUAACAAAUAACUUCUUACCAGAAGACUAUUAUUGCUCAUCCCAGCUUUUUCAAUGUGCUUAAUUACACGUAUGUUUUAUUUUGGACGAUAUUGUAUCGAUACUCUUUGCCUGGUAGCGUUAGCUUGCGCUAGUCGGCUGUACCAGCACUAAAACCCUGGUAUUUUUGUUCUCCAUCUUCUUUUUAAAUAGUGAGCCAACAUGUUUUCAGCACUUAUUUCCGUUACGGAUCAUAAAGAA